This is a messenger RNA of Neoarius graeffei (lesser salmon catfish), 1528 nucleotides long. It is a transcript of the gene rnmt, whose product is annotated as RNA (guanine-7-) methyltransferase. Lineage: Eukaryota; Metazoa; Chordata; Actinopteri; Siluriformes; Ariidae. Gene Ontology annotation, biological process: 7-methylguanosine mRNA capping. The record is from RefSeq and is a predicted model, not a curated record. Bases 67 to 1209 code for a protein of 380 amino acids. Gene Ontology annotation, cellular component: nucleus. The transcript is spliced from 11 exons. Gene Ontology annotation, molecular function: mRNA 5'-cap (guanine-N7-)-methyltransferase activity.
CGAAUUACCAGCCAAUCAUCGACUAGGAGGCGGGAUUUCUUCCUCCCUUCUGUGAGCGCGGGGUUCAUGAUGGCGGAAGACUCGAGAUUAAAUUCAGCAGACGGAGGAAACGGGACGCUUCAGGACCAGAGUCCGCUGAAGAGGAAGCAGCGUGAUGAUGAUGAUGACGAGUCUGUGUCUGCUAAUAAAAAGCUGGACACUGGGGAAGGUCACAGUCAGAAGGUGGCCACACACUACAACGCUCUGCAGGAGCUCGGCCUGGCGGAGCGCAGCAAGAGCCGAAUCGUCCACAUGCGCAACUUCAACAACUGGCUGAAGAGUGUUUUGAUUGGUGAGAUCCUGGACACGGUGCGGCGUGACAGGAGGGACAUGUGUGUGCUGGACCUGGGCUGUGGUAAAGGAGGAGAUCUGCUGAAGUGGAGGAAAGGACGCAUCAGCAAGCUGGUGUGUGCAGACAUUGCGGGUGUGUCAGUAGAUCAGUGUCAGCAGCGUUACGCUGAGAUGAAGAGGAGGAGCCACCCCAACGAGCGCAUCUUCGCUGCAGAGUUCAUCACUGCUGACUGCUCCAGGGAGCUGCUGAGUGAGAAGCUGAGUGACCCCGAGCUGCAGUUCGAUGUGUGUAGUUGUCAGUUUGUGUAUCAUUACUCGUUUGAGAGCCACCAGCAGGCCGACAUCAUGCUGAGGAACGCCUGCGAGAGGCUCCGCCCCGGGGGAUUCUUCAUCGGGACCACACCCGACGCCUACGAGCUGGUGAAGCGACUGGAGCAGUCGGAUUCCAACAGCUUUGGGAACGAGGUGUACCGCGUGACGUUCCAGAAGAAAGGCGAAUAUCCGCUGUUCGGCUGCCAGUACGACUUCCACCUGGAGGGGGUUGUGGACGUGCCCGAGUUCCUGGUGUAUUUCCCACUGUUUGUGGAAAUGGCGAAGAAGUACAACAUGCGUCUGGUGUAUAAAAAAACCUUCCAUCAGUUCUUUGAGGAGAAGAUAAAGGACGAGAGGAACAGGACCCUCAUGCAGAGGAUGCAGGCGCUCGAGCAAUACCCAGCAGAUGACAGAGGCAGGUUGGUGUGUGACGGUGUGGGGGAGUAUGAGUACGCCAAGAGGAGAGCACAGAGCACCGGGGUCUCCCUGCCACUGGGGACGCUGUCCAGGUCGGAGUGGGAGGCUACAAGUAUCUACCUGGUGUACGUGUUUGAGAAGACGGCCUGAACUGCAGGGACCUCCAACAUCGUCUGGGGUUUUAUUUUAGUUUUCUUUCUUUGUCUUUCCUUCCUUUUUUUUUUUUUUUUAAAUUAAUUUUCAGAAAAAGCUGGGUAAAGCUGCUAUAUUUCAGUUUCACACAUGGCUACUAAAGGUGUGUGUGUGUGUGUGUGUGUGUGUGUGUGUGUGUGUGUGUGUGUGUGUGUGUGAGAGAGAGAAGUGUUGGUGAGAGAGUAAAGAAUGUUGUCUGUACUGUGUUUGUCAGUAACUUGGUGUUUACCUCGUGGUGAUCUGGUUAUUUUUGUGUAAAAUUAAAGUGUAAAAUGUC